UGUUCAUUUGGUUGCACUACAGAUGACUAAUCAUCUCGACUACCAAUAAGUAUAUAGCCAUUCAUACUCAUGUAGAUAUUCAAGCAACAAUUAGGAAGUGGUUUGCAAAAAAAAAAAAAGGCUGAAGCCUGGUUAUGAUAAUAAGAUCUGAAGCUAAUACAGUAGUUCGGCUGAAGUCUUGCAAAGGGUGGAGUAGAAGCCCAGAAGAGGCGGUGGCGACGCGCAAGUGCUCUAUCGGACUUAAGAAUUGCCGCCAUGGCCGCAUUUGCAGCAAUCUUGUCCUGGCUGCAUUGGUGCAGCUUGUGGAUGCUGCUUGGGGCCGCUUCCACUGCUUCCUCUUGGGCCAUCAUCGCGGAUGAGAACACCGGCAAUGAAAGAAGAUCUGUACAAGGCCGCGAUGCAAAAGGGAAUCAGCCUGAUGAGAAGCAUCAAUCUCACGAUUCCUCAUAUGGCACUUUCGCCAGCGAGUUUUACGAUACGCGCUUCCUCUCCGACGAGGGUUAUCCAUUUCCUACUGCUCCUCCAGUAGAUCCAUUUGCAAAAAUUCGAGCGGAUGAUUGUGGAAAAACAAAAGGAUGCUUUAGGUAUGGUAAACCUGGAUGCGCUGCAGAUACAUGCGACUAUUUUCUCAGUUACCGCAGAAUAGGAGCUGACAUAGAGUUUGAAUUGAGUGCUGAAGCUGAUGGCUGGGUAGCUGUAGGAUUUUCUUCAGAUAAGAAAAUGGGUGGAGAUGAUGUUAUGGCCUGUGUUCAUGAUGAUAAUGGAAGAGUCAGAAUACAUCACUUCUACAAUGUUGGUCAGUGGGCAAAAGAAAUCCAAAGAAACCCUGCCAGAGAUGAAGAAGGUAUUUUUGAAAAUAAUCGUGUCACAUGUCGAUUUAAGCGCCCAGUGAAGGUUCCCAGGGAUGAAACUAUCGUAGAUCUCCAUCUGAGUUGGUACUAUUUAUUUGCUUGGGGCCCAGCAAUUCAGGGUUCUAUAACUCGGCAUGAUAUAGAUUCUCCACCAGUUUCGGAGCAUGUGGCCCCUCUGAACCUCUCCUCCUUACCAGCCAGUGAGGAAAAGGGGGGGGGGAGAUGCAGCCUCCAGGAUCUGUGUGAGGAGCUGUUGAAUGAUCAUGUCCAAUGAAGCCAAAUUUAUGUUAUCUUUCCUGGAUUUAACACCUAGAAAUCUGCCGGUCUGAAUCGCCUGGAAGAACUGCGGGGUGGGGACUACUUAGGGACACUUUAAAACAUCGAUUUGUAAGGGAAUCCUUCAGAUCCUGUCUAUCAUGCCUGCUAUCAAUUUCUCUUAAUAAAAGUUCCUGUUGGAAAAGACUGUUUCCAAGAGUUCUGCUUUCUUAAGAUGUGGAUUGAAGUGAUUCCUUACAGUAAUUAUCUGUAUAGCUGAAUGCUGUUCUGCCUGUCCCAGAGAGGUCUGCGCUCACCUUAAAGGAGCAGGUUUGCAGUUUGGGAAUGCUCCUACAAUAUAUCCAUCCUUGUUACUAUAAAUCCAAGUAACAAGAUGUUAUUCACAACUGUGAUUAUACCUUACAAGGUAGACCAAGAAGCAGAUGCCAUAUUGAAUACAAUGACAGAAUCUUGCAGGCCUAAUAAGCUUUUCUCUCUUUUUCUUCAUGUGAAUGACUGUUUGAAUAUUUUCAGACCCAUAACCCGUUUUUUUUUUGUAAUGUUUACCUAUUUAUUGCCUAAUAACAGAUUUUCCCUCUCUCCAUCAAGAUCAUUGUCUUUACUCUCUACACUUGGACAGAGACACCCUUGCAGCAGUUUAUUUAUGUUGCAAUAAUUUCCUAGUCAGUUUAUUGCAAUAUACUGUAUGUGGGGCAACCUUUGAAAAUGGUGUGGAAACUUCAGUUAAUUCAAAACAGAGGCAGCUAGACUGCUCACUGGAACUGACAUAUACCAAUAUAUUAUGCCAGUACUUUGCCAUCUUUCCACCCAUUGGGUGCAAGUCAGUUUCUGUAUCGAAUUCAAAGUGCUAGUUUAAUAAAUCUAAUAUUUCUCAAGAAUAUCUUAAAACAGAGAGUGAUAAUUGAUUUUAAUUUGCUAUGACUCAAUAUUUUUUUCAAGAAUACUAAACACAAUUAUAGAACCACUAUUUCCUGACUUAUGAUCUAUCUAAAAUGAAAAUCUUAUAGGAUGAAUAUUUUUGAUAACCCUUUCACAGUCGAAGAAACAACCUGUA
Molecule: messenger RNA, 2181 nt
Organism: Crotalus tigris (Tiger rattlesnake)
Lineage: Eukaryota; Metazoa; Chordata; Lepidosauria; Squamata; Viperidae
Gene: FRRS1L
Product: ferric chelate reductase 1 like
Exons: 6
Coding region: 256-1125 (289 amino acids)
Biological process (GO): regulation of glutamate receptor signaling pathway
Source: RefSeq, a predicted model, not a curated record